Messenger RNA from Tetrahymena thermophila SB210, 5199 nucleotides. RefSeq lists its product as hypothetical. The record is from RefSeq and is a predicted model, not a curated record. The transcript is spliced from 15 exons. Gene Ontology annotation, molecular function: calcium ion binding. NCBI's taxonomy places the organism in Eukaryota, Ciliophora, Oligohymenophorea, Hymenostomatida, Tetrahymenidae.
AUGUAGAAUAUUAAUGAACCAGUUAAACUGCCUAGUUUACCAGACUAGGAAAAGCUGUAUACAUAGCCUAAUUCGUUUAGAUUAGGCGAAUACAUUAAAAAGAAUACACUUAAUCAUUACACAAGCUAGUAAACAUUUUUUCAACAGAAUUCAAAAAAGUAGAAUAAAAGAAAUAGUGUACAUAAUGAAUUUUAAGCUCCAGGUCCUUCCUUUUUUAAUAAACAAAAUAAGUAAGUGCAGUAAAUGUACCAGGAGAAGAUGGAAUAUAAUUAGCUAUAGAAGAAUAAGUUUACCAAGAUAAAUAACUCCUCGAAUUCGAUCAUGACAGUUUCAAGUGCUGAUGGUGUAGGUCAAUAUGAUAGCUCAUCAGCAAUCUCUCCUGCAAAUUUCUUCUUGAAUCAAAAUUAAAUCUAAAAAAAUGGAUCCUUCACUAUGAAAGAAGCAUUUUUGAAUUCUACUCAAUCUUCAAAUCAAUUGUAUUCUAAUAAGAAUAAUGUUUUUAAGUUUUACCAAACGAACUAUACUUAAUUUGAUGAAACUAAGCAAAGUCCUACUAAUUAAUCACUGUCAUAAACUCACUAACAGAUUAAUGAGAGUAUUUAAUUAUAAAAGUAGAAAACUUUAGACAAAAUUUUAAAGCAAUCUUUUAGCAAUAUCUCUAACCUGCAACAAAGGAAAAAGUCAGACUAAAAUAAAGAUAACCCUUUUGGCAAAUAAUCUUCUAUUUUAACUACUAAAAGUCCUCUAAUAGAUAUUACUUAGAUAGAGUAAGUUUGCUACCUUCGCUCAGCUUAAGCAAAGUAGGACUUUUACUUGUAGCUGUUAGGCACAAAUCCAUAAAAGAGUGAGCCUCAAUACACUCCAAAUAUUGAGGAAUUAAAAUGGAAAAUUAAUUAAUAAAAACAUAUCAACGUGGAUGACUUUUUUGUGCAGUAAAUAAAAGGCAUCACUACUACCCUUAAUAAAGAGAGCAUUGUUUCUCAUAGUAGCCAGAAUAAGAACUUAAAGAAAAGCACAGAAAGAAAAGAUAUGUUUCUUUUAAAUUUAUGGAUGGAGUAGAUGCUAAAUUAAGUAUUCGAAAAAGAAAAAAAAUAUUGGAAUUAUCAGGAAUUCUUUGAUGAAAUUGAACUUAUUUAUGCAGGAUGUAUGAAAGAAAUAGCAAGAUAAGUCAGUCUUGACUGCAGCGAAAGAGGGUAGAUGCUUACUAAAAUAUGGGAUAUAUAUUCUUCGAUAGUCAGAAAUUUCAUAGAAAAAAGCCAAAAAGAAUUUUUAAAAAAAGAAUUAGAGCAAAUUAAUUUGCAAAGGUCCAUUUAAAAUGUUUAUAUCAGAGAUUUGAAAAAAAUGCAAGAGUAGUAGGAUAAAUUAAAUGAGCUUUUAGAGCUUAGGAAUAAUUAAAUCACAAAAGCAAAAGCAGAAAAUAGGUAUUUGAGUAAGAAAUGGAAAAAGACAGAAAAAGCUCUCUAAGUUAUUUAAGAUGACUUUAAUGCCCAAAUAAAUCUUUAUGAUGAAGCACUCAAAGAAAUCACAUACCUGAAAAUGCAGUAAGAAGAAUAUAUUUUGCAAGAUUAAAUCAGACAAGCAGCUGCGAGUUCAGACGAUGAUUAUACCUAAGCAACUUCAGCUGGAAAUUCAAAAUUUAUGCUUGAAAUUGAGAAAAUUAAAAUUGAGCUAUAAAAUCAAUAUUAAUUUCUCUACAUGGAAGAAAAAAAGAAACUGGAAGAGGCUUAUAUUAUUCACAAGCAGAACUAAGAUAAACAGCUGAUUCUUGCAUAAGAAAUAGAACAAGAAGAAUCAGGGCUUGAAAAAAAUUAGCUAUAGAGAAUUCAAGAAUACAAUUUCGAAGACGUUUUAUUGGCUAAUAUUGGAGUUGAUACAUCUGACUUAUGUUAAAAAUAGUCUUUUGGAACUGACACAUGUGAUUUAGUUGAAAAAUAAGAUAAAUGCAUAAAUGUAAAUAUAUAAAAGCAAAUGAAAUAUUAGUCAACUCAAACAGUUUGCACUACAGAAAGUAAAGCACAGCAAGUUAAUAUAAGGACCAUCAUAAAUGAAAAUAAGGUUCUUACGAUUGAAGAGCAGCACUAUUUUAGCAAAAUAGAAUAAUUACAAUUUACUGAUUUGAUUAAAGAAUACAGAGUCUUGAAACUUAUAGAUACUAACAUUUUAGAGAGAGAUGACUAUGGAAAGUUAAUGGUGGAAUAAGAAUUUAAAAGAGUAAAAAAAGAAAUAAAAAAUAUGAUUAAUCUGACUUUCCUGAAAGAAGAUAUGACUUAAAAAGACUACAACAUACUUUCAGAAUUUAUCUGCAAAAUUUUUAGCUCUUCUGAAAAUUUUUUGGCUAGCUUAAUUAAGAACAUACAAAACUUGUUUGAUAUCAAAAAUACUAUUAAAAUUGAUUUAAUUGAUGCAUAAAUAGAUAAGUUUGAUUCUCUUAUUCUAUUAAAUGAAAAAACAUAAUAAUGUAAUUCCCUUCAAAAUCAAUACAACAAUAAGCUAGAAUAAGUAAAAAAAAUUUAAUCCGUCAACAAUAACUAAGUUCAGCAAUAAAAAUAAAUAAAUGUUGCUUCACCUAUGGCUCCAAUUGAUAGCAUGAAAUUAAAGAAAAAGAGUGUAUCCAAACGUUUAGAAGAUAACUCAUUUGGUAACUCCCAAAACAGGCAAAAUAAAUAAUAUUCUAAAGAAAAUUAAGAGAAGGAUAAAGGAUUACCAAAAUCUGUCAAAAAGAAGCAAUCUAUUUUUGAUAAAACAAAUAAAUUUAAUCUCAAAGAAUAAAGAAAAUCUGAUGGAAGCGAGGAAAAUAUCAUUUCUUAAAUUUAAAAACAAAGAUCAUUUAAUUUAACUUUAGAAAAAAAAUCUACCUUUGAAAAUGCAAAAGAAGAUGAGUUGAUCUAAUUGUCUCAUUCAUCAUCUAAAAAUUCGAACGAUUCUAUAAAGAAUUUAAUCCAACAAUAAUCAUAAAACACUGAAAACUCAGGUAAAGACUAAGCUGAACAAGAAAAUUAAGUGUUAAGCGAUACUCUAAACACAAGAAGAUUACAAGAAUUAGCACAAAAAUAAGAGAUACCUGAAAAAAUAAAUGAAGAAGAUGGUAUGGAAUCUAACAAAUCAAUUGGGAAUAAUGAAAUGAAGACCUCAAUCACCAAAGAUCCUAAAAUUAGUUUCAGACUUUUAGAUUCUGAAAAUGAUCCUUUCUAUAAGCGGACUGAUACUUAUGAGCGCAUGAAUAGCAUGAAAAAAAUACUAAAUUAACAACAAGAAAGUUAACUUUAAAAUAUUUAAUAAGAGUCACUAUUCAAAUAAAUAAAUACUGAUGAGUAAUAACAAGAAGAAGAAGAAGAAGAAGAAGAAGAACGAGAUUUUUUCAGUAAUAUAAAAUCUAGUAAAAAUCAUGCCAGAAACUCUUGUGUUGUAGUUAAAAAUAAUUUUAGUAUCAAAAGUGAUGACCCGUUCAAUCAAGACUCAAUAAAACUAACUUCAAAGUCAGACACAAAUAUUUAGUUAAAUGAAGAAUAAGAUAAAUCGAUAGAAACUCCAAAAAGUAACAACAAAACUAGUAUCAAUUAAAUAAUAUCUGAUGAUGAUCAAUAACAACAAAUCAACAUCACUGAAGACUAUUCUUUGGAUGAUAGUAUUGAUAAUAAAUUAAACAAUAGUCUAUUUAUGUAGGAUGACGAUACUAAUAAAUAGAAUUCUAUUGAGAAAAAAUCACCUUAAAGUAUAUUUAGCAAAUUUAGCUUUACUAAGUAGAAAUUCGUUCCCAAAUUAUAAACUCAGUAAAUAACAGAGAUACUAAACACUUCUGAUUCAGAUUCUAACAGAGAAGAACUAGAUAUUCAAGAUUAGUUCUUUAAAUACAGAGAAGAAUUCACUUUUGAGGAUUAAAAAAUCUUUAAACCUAUAAAUUCACUAAUCACAAAACUCAGAUUGUAUAUAAGUGAUUCUAAAAAUGCUUAAAUUGCAACAGAAUUGCUUGAAAAAUAGCAAAAGGACAUUUAAAAAAUAAAAAAAGCAAAGGACAUUAUGCAAUUAAAUCUUAUACUAAAACUUACUUCUCAAUCAUUAGUAGAGCUAUUUAAAUCCUACUAAAAUCUCAGCUAAAAUUAGAAAAAUAUAAACCCUUUCCAUAUUUUUUUAUACGAUUCACUAGUUAACACUUUCGGUCAAAACUCAAUGACUAUAAGCAAGUACAGUAAAUACAUUAAAAGUUGCUUCUAUUACUAAGAUCAAAAUUCCAGAAUUAAACUCAUUACUAAAUUUUUAACUGCAGAAUAUGAUAGGAUGAGUUACUAAUUUUUCAUAGACACAGUCUCACAACUAGAUGAAACUGGAUAAAACGGGCUUGGUAUCGUGUCAAGUGUAGAAGACUAAAACUGGAUAAGUCCUAAAAUUAUUUAAGAUUAUGUAGAGUAAGUUUUUGGGAAAAUAUUAUAAAGAGAUAAGCUUAACAAGGCUCAAAAGUAUUUAUUUUCUCAAAGAGAAAAAGUUAACAUAAAUAACUAGUCCAAGAUCUUGCUGAAUUUCGAUUAAUGCAUAAUUUAUAUAAUAGAUCUAUAUGAAGAAAUAAAACUAGGGCUAACAAAAAGAUAUUAUGAUUUAUUUAAUAGUCUAGAUAUUCAAAAUAAUGGUUUGCUAGACUAUGAUCAAUUCAUUUUAAUAUUUAAAAAUGUUGAAAACGAAAUACAUUUAAUGGAUAACUUGGCUGGUUUAGAGCUAUUUUAAAGGGAGAGCGACUAUAUUUCAUAUAUAAGAAAUAAAAAAUAUAUUUCUCUGCUAAGGUUUACUUAAAUGGCUAUAGAUCAUAAUUUGUUUUCCAAUGAAACUUAAAAUAGAUUUUUAGAUUGCAACGUAGAUGAAGAAGUCGAAAAAAUAAAGAGUGUUUGGCCUCAAAAAAGAAAAGAAAUUAAAAUGAGACUUAUUAAAAGUGGUUUUUAUGGUUCUCUUUACAAAUCUAUAAUUGAUAAAAUAGAUGAACAUUUUUCAAAAUAAAAAACUAAUCAGAAAUACAACAAUUAGAUAAUUUUCUCAAUUCGGAUAUUAGAAAACGAAAGCAGGGAUGCUAUGGUGAAAUACUAGAUGAAUGAUCUUUUAAGUUAAGAAUUUAAUGAUAUUCAAAGUAGCUAUAUUUCCCUUAAAACUAAAAAAAUAAUGAACAGAGUUCAUAGGAUUUACUUUGAAAAAAUAGAAAAAAAGAAAGAAAAUUGA